Molecule: messenger RNA, 2541 nt
Organism: Ostreobium quekettii
Lineage: Eukaryota; Viridiplantae; Chlorophyta; Ulvophyceae; Bryopsidales; Ostreobiaceae
Source: the annotation of a GenBank genome assembly
AUGAGCUCCCGCCUGAGGGAGCUCAUUCGCUCGGUGCGCCAGUGCAAGACCGCGGCCCAGGAGCGCAAUGUGGUGGCCAAGGAGAGCGCGGCACUGCGGGAGGCCUUCAAGAAGCAGGACACGGCCUACCAGCACCGCAACGUGGCCAAGCUGAUGUACAUACACAUGCUGGGCUACCCCACGCACUUUGGGCAGAUGGAGUGCCUCAAGCUGAUCGCUGCGCCCAGCUUUCCCGAGAAACGUGUGGGCUACCUGGGUUUGAUGAUUCUGCUGGACGAGCGCCAGGAGGUGCUGAUGCUUGUCACAAACUCUUUAAAGAAUGAUCUGUCAAGCAAGAAUCAGUACAACGUGGGGUUGGCGCUCGCAGCAUUUGGGAACAUCUGCUCUGCAGAGAUGGCUCGAGACCUGGCUCCUGAUGUGGAGAAGUUGUUGAAGAGCAGCAAUUCAUACAUUAGGAAGAAAGCAGCACUGACUACAACAAGGAUAGUGAAGAAGGUGCCUGAGCUGGUUGAGCAGUUCAUGCACCCCGCGGCAGAGCUCCUGAAUGACAGGCACCAUGGUGCGCUGCUCACUGGGGUGACGCUGAUGCUUGAGAUGUGCCACUUGGAGCCUGAUGCCAUCAAGGAAUACAGAAACCACAUUCCGCAAUUGUGCAGGAUAAUGAGGAGUCUUGUGGUCAGUGGCUUUUCACCAGAGCACGAUGUGGGCGGGAUCAAUGACCCUUUCUUGCAAGUCAAGAUCUUGCGACUUUUGCGGGUGCUGGGCAAAGGCAAUGCGGAGGCGAGCGACCAGAUGUCUGACAUACUGGCCCAGGCCGCCACCAACACGGAGCCCACAAAGAAUGCUGGCAACAGCAUCCUGUACGAAUGUGUGCAGACCAUCAUGAGCAUAGAGAGCACCGGUGGGCUGCGAGUGCUUGCAGUCAACAUCCUGGGGCGCUUCCUGGGGAACAAGGACAACAACCUACGCUACGUGGCACUCAACACACUGGCAAAGGUUGUGACUGUUGACGCACAGGCUGUGCAGCGGCACAGGACGACAAUCGUGGACUGCGUGAGGGACGCGGACGUCUCCAUCAGGCGGAGGGCCCUGGAGCUGGUGUACUCUCUCGUGAAUGAGGGCAACAUAAAGAACCUCACCAAAGAGCUGCUGGAGUACCUAGCCGUGAGUGACGCCGAGUUCAAGCCUGACCUGACGUCCAAGAUCUGCACGCUGAUCCAGCGCUACGGGCCCGAUAAGUGCUGGCACAUCGACAACAUGUUGCAGGUGAUGGCCCAGGCGGGCCAGUACGUGAAGGAAGAUGUGUGCAAUGCCUUGAUCGUCCUCAUCACAAAUGCAACAGACCUUCAGGGCUACACGGUGAGGGCCAUGUUCAGGGCCAUGAAGGCGAACGGCGACAGCAGCUGCACCAGCCUCCUCACUGUGAGUGCAUGGUGUCUUGGGGAAUAUGGGGACCUGCUGCUUCCCGGGCGCGGCGGUGCGCUGCAACAGGGCGAGGAGGCCCUGAGCGUCUCGGACUCCGAGAUCGUCGACUUGCUGGAGGCCAACCUGAGCGACAGCCUUGCAGAGGUGGAGGUGCGCGAGUAUGUGCUGACGGCCCUCAUGAAGCUGUCUGCCAAGCUGCCGGGGCAGGUGGAGCGAAUCAAGGGCAUCGUUGGGCAGUACACAGGCAACCUGGUGCUGGAGAUGCAGCAGCGUGCUUGCGAGUACAAGAAGCUGUUCAACUACGACCAGAUCCGUCCACAACUGCUUGAACAGAUGCCUGCCCUGAAUGAGAAAGAGUAUGCAGCCAACCUGGGCCUUGAAGUGACCGCCAGCGAUGCGAAGCAGGCAGCUGAAGACUCCAAUCUUCCGAAUGGUGCACCACCACAGCCAGCACAGGUCGACCUGCUUUCCGACUUGCUCGGCGAUCAGCCAGCAACCGUCCAGGCCCGCGGCGGCCUGGAAGCUCUGCUGUUCGAUCCCUCUCCGGCCAGCACACAGGCGCCCGCCGCAGGGGCCGCCACGGGCGCUGCUCCGCAGACCUCGUCAGCUGCGGUGGACCUGCUGGACCUCCUCUCAGACAGCACGCCGUCCCCGGCACAGCCCGAGAGGCCUGCCGUCAUGCAGGAUCCAUUCCUUGCAUUGGAUGCGAGCCCGGGCCCGUCGGCCACUGCUGCACCUGGCGGUGCAGCCUUCCCCAGCAUCGUUGCGGUCGAGAAGCACGGCUUCAAGGUCAGCUUCAGCUUCUCCAAGCCAUCUGCCACUUCGCCGGCGACCGACAUCGUCGCCACGUACUCGAACUCCACGCCCAACCCUAUCACUAAUUUCAGCCUCCAGGCAGCGGUGCCAAAGUACAUGCAUCUAAAGCUGGAAUCGGCGAGCGGAACGAGUUUGCCUCCGAACGGCAACGGCACCGUGACCCAAGUGAUUCAUGUCAGCAACUCCAUGAGGGAUCAGGGCAAGCCCCUCGCCAUGCGGUUGAAAAUCAGCGCCAACGUGGGAGGCAGCCAAGUCGACGACCAGUGCCAGGUCAACAACUUCCCGCCGGGGCUGUCUUGA